Fonticula alba is the source of this 3965-nucleotide messenger RNA. RefSeq lists its product as hypothetical. The record is from RefSeq and is a predicted model, not a curated record. The transcript is spliced from 3 exons. NCBI's taxonomy places the organism in Eukaryota, Rotosphaerida, Fonticulaceae. The coding region runs from base 1186 to 3795 and encodes 869 amino acids.
ACACACACACACACACACACGCAAGGGGGCCCCCUUCGCCGCACCUUCGACCAAUGUUCCAGCGGGCGGCCGUCAUUCGUCCAGGACGCCCACUGGGCCUCCUCCUGGCCUUACUGAUGCAUAGCCUCCUCUGGUGGGCUGGCCGCUGCAGUGACACCGUGCCCCGCGCCGCGGACUUGGUGUACUUGCGCGCGCCGGCCCAGCUGGCUCCCCUGUCCGGGCUGGUGUUCGAGCAGCUUCGCCUCCCGGGACUGAGCCAUGCCCGGCGCACGGACCCCAUCGACCUGACCAGCGAUGUUUUCCUGCAGGAUGGUACCAACAUGACCGCGCAUUCGGAGCAUCGCAUAGGGGCCGCAUUUUCCGGCCGAUCGCCAGUGCUCAUUGGCCAGCGCCCGAUGCCCACCCCGCACGAUUACCAAUUGAUCUUCCCCCAGACUACCACCGAUCGCAUGGACGUGGUGGCCUUUUCCCCGGGCCGGGUGCGCAUCCUGUCGCCCAACCACACGCAGGAUUACCAGGACCCCCUGCUGACCGGGGUCCUGGCCAGCUUGCACCUGCCCGGACACCGGCAAACCGCCCUGAUGAUGGCCCGAUUCGAGUACUACUGGGCCCAUCUCCUUCUCGAUGGCAAUGCCGGCAUCCUCACCGGAGCCGAUCGGGAUCUCUGGGCCGACGAGCAAUUUAUCAGCUCCACCGGGCUCGGGCCGGCCUUUCACGCCUCCUGCGAUUGGGAGUACGCCACCGUGCGGGCCCAUGACGCCGAGCAAGUCCACUUUUAUUCGGACCUCGGUCGGAAAACCACGCAGGCACUGGCCACGCGCUUGUAUUCCACGGCCCCGGACCAGGAGGACGUCAUCCACCUGAAGACCGACUCCACGGUGCACGUGUGUCUGGGCUUCCGCCCGGAGCCGGAUCGCGAGACCUAUGCCUGCUCCCUGGGCGAGAUCCACUUCAGCCUCCAUUACAUGGCCUCCGAGAAAGUCCGCUUUAUCAAUCCCCCCUCACUGGGCAUGCCGGCUCCCAUGGACCACCUGCUGCUCUGGGACUACAGCUACUUCCAGCUUGUUCGCAUCAACUUGGACUUCACCCAAAUGCAAGCCACCCACUUCCAAGUGAUCACCCUUCCCCCCACGACAUCCCCCCAGCUGCAAGAAGCUCCCAGUGUAUUGGCCUUCCCGGGCCCGGAUGGAUCCAUCGCCUGGCGUCUGGUCGUUGGCGAUCGGAUUUUCUUCCACCCCGCCGACUUCCAAUGUCACCAGGACACCUCGAUCCUUUGUGCCGAGCGCCCGAACGAAGUGGACUCCCAAAUGGGCUGGCGCUGCGCCCCCGGUCGCUUGUACACGCCGCUCGGCGAUAGCCGGCUCCUGUGCGGUGCCUGUGCCGACGGGCACACCACGGCCUCGCGGCCGCUCGCCGAAGCCCCCCCCUCCCCCUCCCACAAACAGCCAAUGUUCACAUUCUCUGCCCCCUGACCGCCUCCCUCGCGCCCCCUCCGGCUGCCCGAACCCUACUUCCACGAUGCCCACAGGUCACUGCGAGCCCUGCCCCGUCGGCGGCUGCCGGGUGUGCUCCGGCGAGCAAUGCCUCGUCUGCGAAUGGCCACUCAUGCAAGUUGUCGAUGCGCACACGGGCAUUCCCUCCUGCCAGCAAGCUUGCCCCAGCGACACGAUAGCUGCCAAUGGUCUCUGCCUCCCGGCGGUGGAAAUCAUCCGCCUGGAUCUUGACUGGCGUCCGGUGGCCGUGGACCUGGGCCACCUCUCGCCGCCGGCCACCAUCUUGGCCGUGGCCAGCUCUCGCAUGGUGCCCACCGACACCGGGCGGCUGAUGCUCCAGGCAGCCGCCUCGGCCGUCCAGGCCCAGGCACUGCUGUUUGGCGCGCCGGGCCAGGUGCUGGCUCUCGUGCCCGGCCCUGCCGAUGCAUCCCAUCACGUCCUCGAUGUCCUGGGCUUCCCCUCCUCCGGGCAGGUGGUGGCCAUGGUCGAGGUGGCCCUGCCGCCGGCGAAAAAUGCCUGGCCGGCCCUGGGCCUGGUCCUGUGCCAUGCAGAUGGCCUGGUGCUGGGCCUGGUGGCUCGCUGUCGGUCGACCUCCCCCCCGGCGGCCGGUGGCCUGUGCCCGGCCUCCUUCGAAACCCUGUACACCGGGCAGCUGGCCGGGUGCAGUGCCAUGCAAGCCUCCAGCCGGGCCGUCAGCCUCCAGCACCACGGCCAGUCGGAGGGUCUGCUGCUGGAGUUCGAUCCAACCGGCGAGACCCUGCGCACCGUGGCCUUCGCCAACAGUGCUGCUCACCCGGCGCACCUGGCCCGCUCGGACCCGGCCAUCGGGCGACUGCUGCUUGUCGACGGAGCCGGCCACACUCGCAUCCAGCCGGACACUUUGACAUCGGAGGAUGGCCGCCUGGCCGGUUUGUUGGAGGCCCGCGCCGGGCCGGCACUCCCCGGCGACCAUAUCGGCCUCCAGGCAGUCACACUGCCCGUUCACCCGGCCGCCGGGUCCUCGGACCAGGUCUUCUUCAGCUACCUACUCCCGGCUCCCGAUGGCCACCUUGCCUGGCGCAUUGAGCAUCUGCCCGAGGGGCUCCUGCCCCAUGGCCGGACUGUCGGCCUGCCCGGCAAUACCCGGGACUUGGCCCGCCUUCCGGCCGAUUGGUUUGAUCUCAACGCCCCGGAGCGGCUGGCCCUGCGGCUGCUGGUGGUCCGGCUCCCCAGCACCGACUAUCCCAGUGCCCUGGUCCUGGUCAGCCAAGGCGGCAUGGCCGCGGCCCCGCUCUAUUGCCACCCGGCCAGUGGUCUUUGCUGGCUCCAGCCGGCCCGCAUGCUGGCCAUCCCCCCCGGCACCGGGCCCGGGUCCCUGGAGGGGCUGACCGUGGCGCCGGUGCCCGGCCCCGGGGCCGCCACCGACGGCCUGUCGCUGCUGCUCCUCGACCAAAGCAGUCACCUAUGGAGCCUGGACAUCGCACUGGUCCCCUGUCCGGACGGGUCCUUCCCCGCCCUGUCGGCCUGCCAAAAGUGCCACCCUGCCUGCUUCACAUGCAAGGGGGCCCAACCAAACAUGUGCACCGCGUGCCAUGCGGACAGGCUCCUCUCCACUGCCGGACGAUGUGUCGAGUCCUGCCCCCCCGGGGAGUAUAACCCAACCGGGGAGCCCGUUUGUCAUGCUUGUCACGCCACAUGCGUCGAGUGUUCCGGCCCGGCCGGCAACAACUGCACCGCAUGCCCGCAGCCGAUGGUGCUCUUCCGCGACACCUGUGUCUCCUUCUGCCCGUCCCCCUCGCAGCUGUGCCAGCCGGCCGCCGAGUGCAUCGAAUGCGCGCCGCACUGUGCCGAAUGCCUCGUCCGCCCACUCGACGCCGCCCAGACAUGCACCGAUGAGUGCACCUCCUGCCAGGAGGGAUACCUCCUGGCAAAUGCCGGCAAGCUAUGUGUGGCGGCCUGCCCCUCCGGAACCUUCCCCGAUUGGCCGGCCGAUCAUGGCCCGGUGCCCAGCUGCCUGCCCUGUUACGCCGGCUGCCGGGGCGAGUGCACCGGACCGGACCCGGCGCACUGCCUCGCCACAGGCAAGCAGGUGGAUGCCGCCGUGGCCGUGGGCCUUGGACUGACCCUGGCAUUCUUGGUGCUUGGCAUGCUGGCCUGGUUUGUGUACCGCCACGUGUGGCUGCCACGCAGGCAGGCCGGCAUCUUUGGCCCAUCGUACGAUGCCAAAUUAGCCGAGCCCAUGUCCGGCGGCGCGGCCGACGACAUGGCGGCCGCCGCUGACGACCGGAGUGAACCGCUGUUGAAGGAGGAGAUCUACCUUUGACGACAUGCCCAGGGCCGGGUCUUCGCACGGGGAUGCCGCACAUGGGUGUCGUAAGCUGUGCUCGUCGCCCGGGGCCGCGAACCUCUUCCUUUUUUUUUCCACCCCCACCGCCAGGCACCUCGAGCGAAUACACCGACCGCGGGUCGUCCCCCCGGGCAAGGUUCCCAAUA